This is a messenger RNA of Erythranthe guttata (spotted monkey flower), 881 nucleotides long. Its product is annotated as Heavy metal transport/detoxification superfamily protein. Gene Ontology annotation, cellular component: chloroplast. Gene Ontology annotation, molecular function: metal ion binding. The record is from RefSeq and is a predicted model, not a curated record. NCBI's taxonomy places the organism in Eukaryota, Viridiplantae, Streptophyta, Magnoliopsida, Lamiales, Phrymaceae.
AAAAAAUUAAAAAUAAAAUGUAAUAAAUUGAACUGCAGAACAUCAUCCUAUCCCCUUCCAAAUUCCAUUUGUGGAUAGAAUUGGAAAAACCCACUGCUCCAAUUCCAAAAGCUCACUGUUACACAACAAUGGCGUCUUCAUCUCUGUGCUCUGUUUCCCGACCCAAUUACCACCCUCUCCCCUCUUCUCACUCUUCAUUUUCUUCUACCCUUCCUCAAUUCCACUUCUCCGGCAUUAAAUGCCACACCCUUUUCAAGAAUUCCGCCGUCUCUUGUUCUUCAUCGGUGAUGAAGUUCAGUAAGCACUCUUUGUUAAGGUCUUUGAAGGUGAAAGCUGUGGCGGAGGAAGAAAGCACCCUUGUCUCUGAAGAAGAUACGCUGCCACCGCCAGCCGCCGCCGCCGCCGUGCCGGACCCGACUGUUUCCGUGCCGGUGUCGCCUUCCGAUGUCCUCACUAUGUUUUUUCAGGCAGAAGGAACAAUGACUGACUUGGCUAUUCCUGGAGUUACCAAGGCCUUGCAGGAAGUCGAAGGAAUUACAGAUCUCAAAGUACAGGUUAUCGAGGGAAUAGCAACCGUGGAGUUAACGAAGCAAACAACGGUACAAGCAACCGGAGUGGCUUCGAAUUUGGUGGAGACAAUACAGGGUUCUGGAUUCAAGUUGCAGACUUUGAAUUUGAGCUUUCAGGAUGAAGAAGAUUUCAGCUAAUUAAAUUCAUCCUUAUUCACUCCUUUAGCAAUUUUUUUUGUAUUUUUUCGGGAAUAUCGUAAUUUGCGUGAUGGCCCUCUAAUUAUUGUGUAAUUGUUGUAUCUUUUGCAACCCAAGGGAAUAAAUAAACCUAUGCUAGUAGAGAAUUAUAUACAUUUCUGUGUUCAUGAGAUA